Plectropomus leopardus (leopard coralgrouper) is the source of this 1476-nucleotide messenger RNA. RefSeq names its product N-alpha-acetyltransferase 10, NatA catalytic subuni (gene naa10). Lineage: Eukaryota; Metazoa; Chordata; Actinopteri; Perciformes; Serranidae. The record is from RefSeq and is a predicted model, not a curated record. Gene Ontology annotation, molecular function: protein N-terminal-serine acetyltransferase activity; protein-N-terminal-glutamate acetyltransferase activity. Gene Ontology annotation, biological process: N-terminal protein amino acid acetylation. Gene Ontology annotation, cellular component: NatA complex.
CAGCGCACACCGGAAAUGUCUGACAUUAUUGUGGCACGCUCCUUCCUCCUCCUCCUUCCCUGUGUGCAAGUCGGCUAAGCUAGCUAGCGAAACAAACUCUUUCAAACCUUGUAGUGUAAUUAUUAUGAAUUGAUUGAUCCGUAUAGUGUAUUUUAUUUCUUUCUCCGCAGCCCAGAUAACAAACAACCAACAACAUGAAUAUACGAAACGCAAGGCCGGAGGACCUUAUGAAUAUGCAGCACUGUAACCUGCUGUGUCUUCCAGAAAACUACCAGAUGAAAUACUAUUUCUAUCACGGAUUGUCCUGGCCUCAGCUCUCAUACAUUGCAGAGGACGAAAAUGGCAAAAUAGUGGGAUAUGUGCUGGCAAAAAUGGAGGAGGACCCUGAUGAUGUACCUCAUGGACACAUCACAUCUCUUGCUGUGAAGCGCUCCCACAGACGUCUUGGCCUGGCUCAGAAGCUGAUGGACCAGGCCAGCCGGGCCAUGAUAGAAAACUUCAAUGCUAAAUAUGUCUCACUUCACGUUCGCAAAAGCAACCGAGCAGCCCUGCACCUGUACUCAAAUACUCUCAAAUUCCAGAUUAGCGAGGUAGAGCCUAAAUACUACGCAGAUGGGGAAGAUGCCUAUGCCAUGAAGAGAGACCUAGCCCACAUGGCUGAUGAGCUGAGAAAGCCUGGAGUGCGUGUUUCGGGCCAGGAGGCACCGUCUGGCCAAAGCCCGUCGGGGUCUGGGGACCAGGAGAGAGAGAACGAGAGAGACAGCGGAGGAGAGAGCAAAGAGUUGAGUGAAGUCAGCGAGGCAACGGAAAGCACAGACGUUAAAGAUUCUUCGUCUGAUUCACAGUGACACCGCAGUCGUAGACAUUUUUAAAUUUAUUCUUCACUUCCUCUUUUUAUCUCAAUUUGACAGUAUCUCUGGCUUUACAAACUGACUAUCUCUGCGUCAAAGCCAUUACAACAUUUCCAUCAGAGGUUUUUCUUAAAUCUCAUUUUCCACUGCAGUGAUGAACGAAGAGUCUUAGUAAUGACGUCAAUCGGGGUGUUAUCUAAACGAAACUAAAAUUAAUUACUGGUCUCAGUGUUUUUAUUGGGUGGGAUGUUGUCAUUACCAAAAGUGGCCCAAAGCUCUGUUAGAUUUAGAGAAUUGAAAACAACUUCUACUUUUCAAGUUGUCUCAAUUUGGCCUCUUAAUUAUUUAACAGAAUUACUACAAAUAAAUCUUUCAAAUAAUACCUUUCGCAUCACAAUUUUUUUCUUUCAGUCAUUGAUCAUAAAAGCUGCGUAAACCUUGUUUCCACGAAGCAGUCUGGUUUAGUUCAGGUUGUUGCACAUUAGAACGGUUAUUUUUGCAUUUGCAUUAUCAAAAGUUGUGGAUGGUACCAAUAGAACUGUACUCCGUUCUGGACUGUUUUUCCAUCACCUCUCUGUUGGGAUACUAAGCAAAUUGAUCUGAUAAUAAAAGGUUGAGCUAGAAA